AUGAUGAGCCGCGGAGAGCCCAUGGCGGGCGGCCAGAGCGACCACCCCAAAACCCGGGGAGAGGUCUCUGCCAAGCCCGGAGGAGAGGUCUCCGCCAAGCGGUGGGCAGCGGUGACGGCGAGCGGCCUCGCCAUCAGCGUCGUAUCGCUCCUCUUACUGGUCACUGCGAUCUUCACCGACCACUGGUACGAGACGGACACGCGCCGGCAUAAGGUGAACUGCGACAAACACUCGGACUACAAUGACCAGAAGAACCGUGAUAUGCCCAUCUACCACCUGCCGCUGCAGGACAACCACCGGCGAGACGUGGCGCUCAUGAAGCCGAUCCAUGUCGGCAGUCGCGAGGAGGAGCUGCUGGAGAACUGGCGCGCUAUCCUGGGGAUGGGCAUCCUCGAGACGGAGUGCGGCCGCCCGCUGUUCUCCACCUUCUCCGGCCUGUGGAGGAAGUGCUACUUCCAUGGCCUGGACGCGGACAUUGAUAAGCUCAUCCGCAAAGGUAUUGCAGAUCGCUGUUCUGCCAUCAAGUAUCAUUUCUCUCAACCAAUCAGGCUGAGGAACAUCCCCCUUAACCUGACCAGAACAAUCCAACAGGAUGAGUGGCACCUGCUGCACCUGAGGCGCAUCACAGCAGGGUUCCUGGGCAUGGCUGCAGCGGUCCUGCUGUGUGGGAUCAUCGUGGCGUCGGUCAGCUUCUACUGGGAGGAGAGACUCACCCUGCAUGUGUCGGGUCUCCUGUUCCUCAUGGCUGGUAUCUUCUGCACCAUCUCUCUGUGCACGUAUGCGGCCAGCGUGACCUACGACCUCUCCCGGACCCCGCCCUUCAUCUAUGGCCUGCCGGGCGACGUGGAUCACGGCUACGGCUGGUCCGUGUGCCUGGCCUGGGCCAGCCUGGCCCUCAGCACCACCGCGGGCUGCAUCUGCACCGCCUCCCCCCUCCUCUCCCGCCCCCCCAAGACCUCCCGCACCUCCUCUGUCUGA
Molecule: messenger RNA, 978 nt
Organism: Gadus chalcogrammus (walleye pollock)
Lineage: Eukaryota; Metazoa; Chordata; Actinopteri; Gadiformes; Gadidae
Gene: tmem178a
Product: transmembrane protein 178a
Exons: 4
Coding region: 1-978 (325 amino acids)
Biological process (GO): negative regulation of osteoclast differentiation; regulation of cytosolic calcium ion concentration
Cellular component (GO): endoplasmic reticulum membrane
Source: RefSeq, a predicted model, not a curated record